Molecule: messenger RNA, 4011 nt
Organism: Bacillus rossius redtenbacheri
Lineage: Eukaryota; Metazoa; Arthropoda; Insecta; Phasmatodea; Bacillidae
Product: zinc finger BED domain-containing protein 4-like
Exons: 2
Coding region: 882-2855 (657 amino acids)
Molecular function (GO): protein dimerization activity; DNA binding
Source: RefSeq, a predicted model, not a curated record
UGUUGUCAACAGGAUAUAAACUAGGGAUGGGAAAGUCGAUCCGUCGAUUCUUCGAUACCCCGAUUUUUUGAUACAUAAUCGAUAAUCGAGGAUCGGCGAAAAUCACCGAUUAUUAAAAUUCUGCAGGAUGUAGACGUAAAGUGCUGCCUAGCAGCGGUUCAUCGCUGUCGUUGCAGUAAUUUUAGUCAGUUUUACAACUAAAUAAAUAACCAUAAACGAUAUAAUAAAUAAUAAAUGAAAUAUAACAUAGCUUACCACAGCUCAGUUGCCACAAUCCCGUAAGCGGGAACGGAGGUUGGCGAUUUCGUACUGUGCAUUUAGGGUUAUUUAUUUAUUAACGCAGUGUUAUCGUAUAAAGAAAUUGUAGCCCAACUUUUACUUGCUGAAUACACCCACAUUGGUAGCCAUGUGCACAAAAUUUCAAGAUUCUACUGAGAAGUGUGCCACGUUUUCUACGUUUCUAGUAUAUUUAUUCACUUGCGUUGUUGCAUAUUUAUUUUCGUCAAUGAUUUUUUUUGUUAACCAGCAUUUGUCUAUACAUGAACUUUCACAGGUUUGCCAACUUCCGGUACAGAUCUUAUUCUCAAUUACUUAACGAUAAAAUGCAAGAAUAAUGUGGCCAUAGCCCGUAACAUUUUACGAGUUACGUAUUUUCCGUAAUUUAUUUAAUAACAGUAAACAUUAAAUCACCAGUUAAUUACGCAACUUAAACAUAAAAUUUCAAUGGAUGUUUUUGAAACACGUUUUCAUUCCAGUAAGUUACCAGUACGGCAACUGUAGAAAUUUUCUUACAUGCUUUUGUUUCCAGUGAUGCUUCUUUGUUUGAAUGUUGGGUAAUGUUAGCGCAAUACGAAUAGUAAAAUAACAUUUUUAUUUACGUGAUGUCUAGUGAAGUGUGGAAAUACUUUGUCAUCGACCGACAAAAUUCUGGCUACGCAAUAUGUCAAAUCUGUAAAUGUACAAUCUCACGUGGCGGUAAAUCUAAAACUACAACAAACAUGAAAAAACAUCUCGAAAACAAGCAUGGGAGUUACGUUCAUGAGACGAAGAAACAAAGGCUACAUUCAUCGGAAUUGAGCGAGAUUGAAGAAAAUGAAAUAGAUGAUAGUUCAGCACAAAAUUGUUCUUCAGAGACAACCUUGCCAUUGUCAUCAAAUUCAGAUGUUAGGCCUACUGCUACUGAUUCAUCGAGAGGCAGCGGUUCAGUGUCCCCGAGGCAUGCUGAGAAAGUUGGCCAAACGAAUAUUUCAUCAAGAACACCAAACCAGUAUAGGCUAACUCCUAAAAGUCAAUACCAGCCUACAUUACAAUCAUUUAUUGAUAAAACUGCACAAUUCAAGUCCACUGAUCCUCGUGCAAAAUCAAUAACUCAGCACAUAGGUAGAAUGAUGUGCUUAGACAAUCGUCCUUUUAGCAUGGUUGAAGACAGAGGAUUCACAGAAUUUGUCAAAUUCCUUGAGCCUAGGUAUGUUUUGCCCAGCAGAAAACAUUUUUCAAAUACUGUUGUACCACACAUGUACCAAGAAUGUAGGGAAAAUGUGAACAAAAAGUUGGACGAAGCUGAACAUGUGAGUCUUACAACAGAUAUGUGGACUUCAACAGCCAAUGACGAUUAUCUUGGUCUAACUGUGCAUUUUGUUGAUUCCAAUUUUGUCUUGCAACACCUCAACAUUGGGGUUAUUCCCUUUCCUGAAUUAUCUCACACAGGGAACAAUUUGUGCAAUUUUAUCACAGAAACACUUGAAGAAUGGAAGCUGCAAUCUAAAGUUGUUGCCAUUGUAAGAGACAAUGCCAGGAACAUAACUGCUGGCCUAGAAUCAUCCGAAUAUGAACAUCUGCCAUGCCUAGCACAUACCCUGCAGCUUGUUGUAAAGGAAGGGCUACUGAACAACAAGAAUGUAAAUAAUCUGAUUGCCAACGGUCGUCGCAUAGUUGGCCAUUUCAAACAUUCUUGUAAGGCGACAAAAGAGUUAAAGAAGGCUCAAGCCAUGCUGAAAAUGAAAAAACAUAAACUUAUCCAGGAUGAACCAACGCGUUGGAAUUCAUCUCUCCAUAUGCUACAGCGCUUACUUGAGCAAAAACAGUCUGUUUCUUUAGCAUCAGCAACUCUGCAGUUACCUGUGACUUUUUCAUCAGCAGAAUGGAACCUGAUGACAAAUGUAGUAAACCUUUUAAGUAUUUUCAACCAUGCAACAUUGGCUGUAAGUACUCAGUGUGUGACAGCCUCAGAAGUCAUACCUAUAAUCAACAGUUCUACUGAAGAGCUAAGGAAACCAGCACCUACUGGAUCAGGUGUACAGGGCAUCAAAAAUGAUAUGCUUGCUGCCAUAACUUUGAAGUAUUCUGAUGUUGAAGAGAAUAUGUUGUACGCAGUUGCAACAUUACUGGACCCACGAUUUAAACACCAUGUUUUUGUGCAGGACGGUAAUGUCACAAAAGCGAAAGUUUUUUUGAUUGAAGAAGCAAGAAAAACUAUCUGUUUGAAACAACCUGAAACUGAGUCUGUGCCGCAAACAUCCAGCCAAGCAAUGGAAAGCCAUGGUAUGUGGACAUUUUACUCAAACAUAAUGAAGACUGCCCCAAGUGUAAGCCACAUCGCAUCAGUUGAAGAUGAGAUUAAUGUUUACUUGGAAGAACCUAUUCAAAAUUCAAGUACCAACGUUUUCCAGUAUUGGAAAGAAAAUACCAAGUACCCAUGUUUAAAAAAACUGUCAAAGAAAUUUCUUUGCAUUCCACCUUCAACUGUACAUUCCGAGCGAUUAUUCAGCACUGCAGGACUGAUUGUUGAUCAGAAACGGAACCGUUUAGAUCCUGAACGAGUCAAAAUGUUGGUUUUUUUAAAUAAGAAUUUGUGAUCUAAUAAGAAUUUAGGAUCUAAUAAGACUUUGUGAUCUAAUAAGAUGCUUUGCCAGUUUUCAUUUAUUAUUUUAAGAACUUUCAAUUUUAUUUUGUCAAAAGUGUUGUUUUUAUGAUAUUUCACUAUGUUGUCAUUUAUUUCAAAGGUAUAAAGAUUGAAUUUGGUAGUUUCUGGUUUUUUACAAUAUUUUUAAUAAUCACAACUUUUUGUGGCUAUUUAAAGUUUGAUUGAUAAAUGUUAAUGAUUGUACAUUUAGUAAUUAAUAUACUAUUUAUUAAAUUGUAUUCCAAUGAAAUUGUUAGUAUUUUGAUGACUUUACGACAAUUCACUUUUUAUUAGUACUACUGACCUAUUACUAAAUUACGUAUUCUCUUUUCAAAAUUACAUAUUCAACUGGAUUAAACAUAAUCCACAUAAAAAAUAAUGCUUGCCCUACACAUUACACAUUACAGAAUAGUAAUUUCAAUUUCUUUAUUUCAAGUAAUGUAAAGUUUUGUUUUAUGUGUUAAAUUUAAUAGUAUUUAUUUAUUAUUUUGAAAAAUGCUUUUUUAGUGUAUUCAAUAAGUAUGUUUACUGAUUCCAUUGUAACUUAUACUUCAAUCCCGAAAAUGAGAAUCUAUAACUUAACCUAAUUGAUUGGAAUCGAUAAUCGAUAAGAAUCGAUGAUCGCAACAAGACUCGAUAAUCGGUAUCGAAUCGAAAAUUUUGAAAAUUUCCCAUCCCUAAUAUAAACACCACAUAAUAUUCCAUGACAGGAAUAUGUUCAACAAACAAAGAAAAACAAAGAAAAAUGGACUAAGAGAACAAAAAAAAACCACAAAUGAUGACAGCACAAAAAUAUUGAACCCAAAAAAAUUCAGCACAACAGUUAAAACGAGACAAAAACACGACAAAACGAAAAGACGAAACAAACACAAUAGUUUUCCAAAAACAGAAGAGAACGUUUUUGUCUUUUGGGUAUUUUUUAGUUUUCUUCUACAGAAAAAGUGCUCAGCAAUGGCGUAUGUCCAAAAGCUUACAUCAAGCCAUGCACUCCCAUUGCACAAAUCUUUCAAAGAUAAUGUAUUUGUCUACUUAUUUGCCAGCAUGUUGUUGACUUACCUUGACAGUGGCCUGCAUUAUGAUUUAAUCCAAGUAAACAGUAGAUUUACUAG